GCGUCGGUCAAAGUGCGCGCAGAUGACAGUUAUAGGCUGUGCUUUCAGGCUAUGCGUUAUUGCUCGGGAGGGGGACAUUGCUGAGUCGGGCGUGGGAGUCAGCCAAUCUUUCCUAUUCUAUCUGGGUAAAUAAAGCUGACAACUAGACUACUUUAUUGCAGCGUCCACCACAGACAGUCUCGGGCGUCUUGCUGCGUCUAAAACUUUGAAUUGUGCCUCCUCGCUGAGGAAAUAGCCUAUGGGCGAACAGCACUUUAACCCGCUCGAAGAACGACGGACGGACAACGCGCAUCAUCGCGAAAUAUAGGCGGUUUGUGCAGACGCAGGCAGCAUGUCCGCCCCCACAGACCCAGAGGUGAAGGAGCUGAACCCAGUCGACUUCAUCCAGCUACAGCAGUACAUUGACUACUGCAGGCUGAAGGUUAAAGAUGUGCUGAGGGAAUUUGAUGCAGAUGGCAGUCUGGCCCAGCACAGACAUGGAGAGUGUAUCAAUGAGGAGGGCUUCCGUCUCUUCCUGAAGACUUAUCUGGAGGUGGAGGACUUCCCUAAGGAUCUCUGCCAGCGCCUGUUUCAAUCCUUCCAGAGCGGAACUGAACCUGAUGGGCAGGACAAUGCUAAAGAGGUAUUUUUGAAGGACGUUUCGUGUUACUUCUCCCUGUUGGAGGAUGGCCAGCCCAGAGACAAGCUGGAGUUUGCUUUCAAACUGUACGACAGAGAUGGCAAUGGAGUCCUUGACAGCUCUGAGGUGGACCGGAUCAUUGCUCAGAUGAUGCACGCUGCAGAUUACCUUGGCUGGGAUGUGUCUGAGCUGAGACCAGUGCUGAAGGACAUGAUGAUGGCUAUUGACGCAGACAGCAGUGGCACGGUCUCUCUGGAUGAGUGGGUGGAGGGAGGAAUGAACAAUGUCCCCCUGCUGGUGUUACUGGGUCUGAAGAUGACUCAGAAGGAUGGGCAGCACCUAUGGAGGAUGAAGCAUUUCAACAAGCCUGUCUACUGCAAUGUGUGUCAGAGCAUGCUGCUAGGACUGGGGAAACAGGGGCUUUGCUGCACCUGCUGUAAAUACACAGUCCAUGGACGCUGUGCCAACAGAAACCCAGCUCCCUGUACCAGGACCUAUGUCAAGUCUAAGAAAGACACAGGGGUUCCAACCCAUGACUGGGUCAGUGGGAACUGUGACUCUGGGAAGUGUGACAAGUGUCAGAAGAAGAUAAAGAGUUAUCACGGACUGACGGGAAAACACUGUGUCUGGUGCCACUCCCUGCGCCAUGAUGACUGUCUCUCCCAGGAGCCCUCUGACUGUAACUGUGGAACUCUCAGAGACCAUAUCCUCCCCCCCUGGGCCAUCUACCCUGUUAUAAAGGAGAGGCCAAACAGCAUGAAGAGCUGCUCCUCGAGCUCAGCCGACGACAGUGACCCCAACACCACUCCUGAUGGACAGGUGCUUCAGAUUAAUCCGGUCCCAGACACUCAUCCUCUGCUAGUGUUUGUGAACCCUAAAAGUGGAGGCAAGCAGGGAGAAAGAGUUCUGCGUAAAUUUCAGUAUUUGCUGAAUCCACGGCAGGUGUAUAACCUCUCCAAUGGUGGACCUGGACCAGGGCUGUGCUUCUUCAGAAAUCUGAAGGAUUACAGGAUCUUGGUUUGCGGAGGGGACGGCACUGUGGGCUGGAUACUUGAUGCCAUAGACAAAGCCAAUCUUCAAGUGCGGCCACCUGUGGCUGUGUUACCCCUGGGCACAGGAAAUGACCUUGCGCGUUGUCUUAGAUGGGGAGGAGGUUAUGAUGGGACAGAUCUGUGUCGGAUCCUGAAGGAGAUCGAGGUCAGCACCCCGGUGCUGAUGGACCGCUGGAAUGUAGAGGUGAUCCUAGAGGACCCCCAGGAGACGGGAGACCCUGUGCCUUAUGAGAUCAUCAACAACUACUUCUCCAUCGGAGUGGAUGCCUCUAUUGCCCACCGUUUUCAUACGAUGAGAGAGAAACACCCCCAGAAAUUCAACAGCAGAAUGAAGAACAAGUUGUGGUACUUUGAGUUUGCCACCUCGGAGACCAUCUCUGCUUCAUGCAAGAAACUGAAUGAAUGUCUUACAAUUGAGUGCUGCAGCACCCCAUUGGACCUGAGUGGCCUUUCUAUGGAGGGGAUCGCUGUCCUCAACAUUCCCAGCAUGCACGGUGGAUCCAACCUGUGGGGAGAAGCCAAGAAGAGUGAAUGCAAGUGCUUGAGGAAUCCUCAGGAAAUGCCUAUGGUUAUUGUUGACCCUGAAGUCCUGAAAGUCAGUGGACAAGACCUCAGUGACCGGCGUUUGGAGGUGGUUGGCCUUGAAGGGGCCAUGGAGAUGGGACAGAUAUAUACAGGACUCAAGAGUGCUAUACGACUAGCAAAAACCUCCCAGAUCACAAUCAGGACUAAGAAACCUUUACCAAUGCAGAUAGACGGAGAGCCCUGGAUGCAGCCACCCUGUACGAUUCACAUCACACACAAGAACCAGGCCAGUAUGCUGAUGGCUCCCCAGGGCCGGUCCAGCUUCUUCAGCUCAAAGUAGUAGCCUGCUCCCUGGCUACAAACUGUGACAUGGCUGGCCUGUAUGCACUUGCUUAUUAUUAUACAUUUUGUUAAAGGCCCAGUGCAGUCAAAUGUAAUUUUCCUGUGUUUUAUAUAUAUUUCCUCACUGAGGUUGGAAUAAUAUUGUGAAAAUUAUUAUAAUGUCCUUUUAGUUUAAGAGCUGUUUGAAGAGACUGCCUGCAAUUUCAGCCUGUUUUGGUGUGAUGGAGUUUUGGCCAUCCAUGGUGACAUCACCAUGCGGUAAAUGAGUGAAUAGACCGAUAAGAAAGAGUUCCAAACCUCUCUGUCAGUGCCAAUAGAUGUGGUAAAGAGGUCAAUGGAAGUUGACCAAAACAAGAGAAAUGCCAUGGAAACACGUGGGGGGAAAGAUCCCGACUCUCCCCAUUGCCCCCCCCAGCAAAAUUACCCUACAUUUAGGUUAUUGUUUAUAUGUGUAUUUCACACUAUGUUGAGGUAGAAAUCGGCGUAUAAUGCUUGUAUGGAUGUCAACCCCAAUACAUGUUCAUGUCACCAAUCAACUGCAUUAUAGUUGAAAACAACUUUGAUUACCACCACCAAUUUCUGUAUGCUAGCUAUACUUCCAGCUUAUACCAACGGGAGUUAGCAUUUAGCAGUCACUUCUUCUAAACCUGAAAAGGCACAACUUAUUGAUGUUAUGUAGCUAAAACUUAUCAAAAUCAGACUUCAGUAAACACAUUGUGUGUAGGGUGAGUUCCAAGCUGCCUCUGGAAGCAACGUCAGAACAAUAACUGUUCGUCAGGAGCUUCAUGAAAUGGGUUUCCAUGGCCGAG
Molecule: messenger RNA, 3347 nt
Organism: Coregonus clupeaformis (lake whitefish)
Lineage: Eukaryota; Metazoa; Chordata; Actinopteri; Salmoniformes; Salmonidae
Product: diacylglycerol kinase alpha-like
Exons: 24
Coding region: 332-2536 (734 amino acids)
Biological process (GO): intracellular signal transduction; diacylglycerol metabolic process; lipid phosphorylation
Cellular component (GO): plasma membrane
Molecular function (GO): calcium ion binding; ATP-dependent diacylglycerol kinase activity
Source: RefSeq, a predicted model, not a curated record